This is a messenger RNA of Aspergillus fijiensis CBS 313.89, 474 nucleotides long. RefSeq lists its product as uncharacterized. The transcript has a single exon. Lineage: Eukaryota; Fungi; Ascomycota; Eurotiomycetes; Eurotiales; Aspergillaceae. The coding region runs from base 56 to 322 and encodes 88 amino acids. The record is from RefSeq and is a predicted model, not a curated record.
CACCCUGGGGGGUAGUAGUUUGCGGGAGAGACGGACGGCGGAGACGGGUGGGUGGAUGUUGGUUUAUCCAUCCACCGAAACCCUCCUCGCUCCCCUUCUCUUUGUCUAUGUGUGCCUCGGUGCUGGGGUUGAUUCUUUUGAGACUUUCGGAGAAGGGUGGGAAGUCCUUUGUGUUUCAGGUGAUUGUUGUUGGAAUUCCAGGGGGUCUGUCUGUCUGGUUCGGUUGCAUGGUUCGAUUUGCUUUGUCAUUCACGUUGUUAAUCUGGAUGAUGCUUUGAUGGAUGCAUCGACCCUGAGAGAUUCCAUCGAGUUUGACCAGUAGACAGUCAAGUCUUGAUAUAUACAUCUAUCAUUGUCGACUAAGGCGACAAGAUCAUGGUCGAGUCCAGCAAGGUGUAGCAGAGAAGAUCGAAUCUAGAUUGCUUCGCAUAUUUACAGUACCCCUGGACAAAAGGACACCCCUCUGACCAGUCG